UAUACAGAACUUGAAAGGCUAAUCGUAAAAAAUUAUUUUUUAAAAUGGGAGAUUCAUUAAAUUCUGAAGACAUUCCUUUAGCUUGGCCGAAAGAAUUACCACAGCUCAAAGAUAUAGACGAUCGUCUUCAUUGUCCGAUUUGCUACAAUUAUAUGAAGAAUCCUGAUACCACUUGUUCACACAAUUUUUGCUCACGAUGCAUCAGGAAUAACAUAAGCUUGAAGAAUAGUUGUCCUAAAUGUUUUAUUGACAUUUCUGAUGGGAUGUUGCGUCCUAAUCGAUGUCUUGAAGUAAUCAUGAAAUGUUUUCAGUCAGUAAAAAACUAAGUUUUACAAGCUCUUAUUGAGAAAAUACCCAACACUGGAGAUGAACAGUUGGAUGACAAUCAUCAUGUAGGAACCACAACAGACAAUAUUCUACCAUGUUCUUCAUCUACAAGUGGCUCUGUGUUACAUGGUGAAGGACCUCCUAAAAUGAGUUCAGAUCUUCUCAUACCCAGCUUUCCAUCACAACUCCCACAAGCAGGUGAUAAAGCAGCUGAAGGCCUGGACCAAAACACCCCUACAUAUUCUUUCUCAUUACCACUACCUGCUGCGGAUACUCAGCAAUCUCCAAUGGCUUCAUGUAGUCAAUCCAGGAAACCUACAGCAAGAGCUAGUGUAUAUCAACAGUCACAAAAGACCCCAAAAAGUAUGAAAGAAGUUCCUUGUCCAGUGUGUAAUAUAUAUAUGAGAGAGUCUCUCAUAAAUGUACACCUGGACUCUUGCUUGGAAAAGACUAAACCUGCCAAGAGGAAGCCCAUGCCAAAGCUGAUAUAUAAUCUGAUGAAGGAUCAAGAGUUGAGAAAAAAGCUCAGAGAGUUAGGGCUGAAUGCAUCGGGUGACAAAACUACUUUGAUUAAUCGACAUAAAAAAUUUACAAUCCUUUACAACUCCGAAUGUGACGCCACAGAUCCAAGACCCGUUGAGGAACUGAAAGCUAUAUUUGAACAAGAAGAAGCAGAAAGCCGUCGAUUAGCCAACGAAUUGCGUUAUGCUCCUGCAAAAAUCAAAACAAAUGAUAUUGGAAAAAUCGAAGAAGAAAAUCUUCAGUAUCUAAAGAACAACAAAGAGAGUUACGAGCGCCUAAUCAAUGAAAUUCGACAGCGUCCAACAUUGGCGGUCCCGUCUUUGCCUGCAGAGCCAACGCCCGUUCAGGUUAAAAGUGAGCCUCUAAAAGAAGAACAUAACAGUGAAGACGAGGUGACUGAAAUAUAUGUGCCACCAAAAGUCUUUGAGAUGAUAUGUUUAUCCGACAGUAGUGAUAAUGAUGAGCCGGGUGGAGCAUGUGCGGUGUCGUCGUCGGAAACAUCUGGUCCUGAUUGCGACAGUUCCAGACCACCAUCUUCCAACAAUUCAAUCCCGGAUCCCAUGGAAUCUGGAUGUUCUAAAGACAGUAGUUGCCUAUCAAUCGGCGGUCAAACUAUCACGUUGUCGACGACUGGAUCAAGUGACCAUAAUUCCACAUCGCCGACGUGCUAUAGUCCAGUUGAUGAGUCAUCAAAUGACUUGUUUGAUGACGAAAAAAGCGGCAUUCCCGCGCUUCCGUUAGACAACACGAAGCUUAGAAAAUCAAAUAAAAGAUCAAAGUCUCCAACGCCGGACAUUUCCCAACGCAGAAUGUCAUUGAGACGGAGAUUGUAAUUACGGCUGUAUAAUUGUAAAUAAUUUAUCAUCAGAUUUGUUGCAAUUUUGGUUUUGCCUAUUUUGCAUGCCAAUCAUUUGGUUAAAAAUUUUAUUUUUCGAUCGAGAUAAACUGCAGAAAUUUCUUAAGGAAAUCGACGAAAAAUGGAACACCAAAAAUUAAUUGGCUUCUAAUUU
This is a messenger RNA of Daphnia carinata, 1859 nucleotides long. RefSeq names its product E3 ubiquitin-protein ligase RAD18-like. The record is from RefSeq and is a predicted model, not a curated record. Gene Ontology annotation, molecular function: ubiquitin protein ligase activity; single-stranded DNA binding. Gene Ontology annotation, biological process: protein monoubiquitination; DNA damage tolerance. Lineage: Eukaryota; Metazoa; Arthropoda; Branchiopoda; Diplostraca; Daphniidae. Gene Ontology annotation, cellular component: nucleus; Rad6-Rad18 complex.